UUGUACAUGUACAUACGGUGCGUUAUUUCCUCGUUGGGACUUGGACACAAGGAGGAGUUAGUUUUAAACUUUUAAGUUGCAGUGCACGGAAUCUUGAAAGUGAAAAUGGCACCAGGAAUGAAGCUCUUUCUGCUCCCAGUGCUCACGUGGCUUGUUUGUCAUUUUCAAUAUGCGGCAGCCGAUAUUUGUUCAGACGGUAAUUACUGUGCGACGGGUUGCUGUUACGACUAUGAUAUAAGCUACAUGCAUGUAUACUGCUGCUAUUCGGUCGUCGUGGAAUGGUGGUUUUGGUUCAUGUGGGGGAUGCUUCUCUUCAUCAUCCUGACCACCUGCUGCGCCAUCGCGCGCCGUCGCCAGCUCCGUCGUCGCCAAGUCCUUGUGGUCCAGCAAGGGUACACCUCACCCACAGCCUACGGCACCCUGGUCAACACGGAGGUGCCCCAGCACCCCUACGUGGCCCCCGGCACCUACAGCCAGUACCCCGGGGGCUACCCGCAGCCACCCCCAGGACCGGCCCCAGCAGCAAAUCCGGCCCCACCGUACCAGCAGGUUGCCGCCGCGGGGAUGCAACCCGCCCUACCCGUGCAGCAAGCUGGGGCGAUGCCCAGCAAGGUGAACCAGGAGCCGUACAACUCAAACGAGAAGCCACCUCCCUACAACCCCAGCUCCUAGUGUGUGGGACACCAGGUACUAGACCACAUAUCAAACCCAAGGCCCUGGAGGAAACGGAGGGGUAAAACAAUUACAAAUUGAAACAUUUCUAUUUCCUUAUCCGGCAGUAAGUGGAUAACUGGCGUGAACCACACCAUUUCAAAGAGAUCAAGCCUGACUGUGCCAAAUCAGAUGUGAAUUUUCCUCACAUUAAAUAUUAACCCCCUCUUAUUCUACAUUUUAUGUUAAGUAGAAAUGGUGAAAAAUACUGCUGAGAUUUUAAACUUGGAAAUUAUUAAGGAAUAUAUACCUCAUCCAGUUUAUGUCUGCAUAAGCAAAAGCAAUCAAAUAAGUCUAUUAAAAUGAUAUUCUAGAUUUUUAUAACUUAUAUUAAUGAUACACGGAUGAUAACAAGUGUCUUAGAAAGUCUCUGAGUUCUUGCUUCUUAAAAUCAUGCUCAAAAUUCACAAAUUUACUGGAACUCAGAUUUCAAAAUGAUCUCAUCUUUGGAAAUUGAAGAAUGGAAAAAAAGCAUCAUUUUUAAUUUGAAAAAAGUUAGCUUCGUACUACAUGCUCAAGUGUUAUCGUAUUGUAAUUCUUAAUUAAAAAGAUUUUUUGCUUGGUUACAAUUUAAGCAUUUUUUAAAAGUAUUGCUAAAGGUUUCACAAAUUGUUUCUCAGAGAAAUUAAAAACAGCAAUGUUGAAUUUGAAGAAAAGGCUAACGGUUGUUAGGGUCAGUGAUGAGGGGGCUGUUUAUUCCACGAUCUGAACACAGAAACCAGCUUGAGACCAGUGUGUGAUUCUUUUGAACGUGCGGUGACAUGUCUGUGUUCAAGUUGUGCUGAUUAUUAUAAGUCAGUUCAGUUGUGUCGCAUGUCUGUUAACCCGACCAGGUGCACAUGGAUGUUUCUGAGCCAUCAUCAAACGCAGCAUUUUGUCGACCUUCUGCUACUGUUUUGCAGUAUGUAGGUGUUCUCAGACAGAACUAUUUGUUGCCAUGUUCAUUGUUGGUGUUUUCCCUUUUUUUAUAUUCAACACCACCGGCAAUGCAUGACACCUGGUGGGAAAAUGCAGAAAGGCUGUACAAUAGUAUUUUUGAUGUUGUGCGUUUGUUUGCUUCCAACUCUGGAAAGGGGGAGAAGGUGGUGUACAUGUAUAAUGAAUUAUGAAUCAAUGAAAAAUAUUUUUGCAAUAGUUGUCAUCAGUUCGUUUAUGUUCCUGUAUACAUGUACUGUAGCCUAUCACGAGGCAGUGACUUUCAUGGUUUCAGGUACUAGAUUAUUUUAAUCAAGAAGACUUUGUUAGGGCAUAUUUGCAGUACUUAGGCAAGCUUACUGUGUGCGUGUAGUAGGCAAGUUUUACACCUACCUGUAUGUGUACAUCGACCUUUGACCAAGUGGCAACAUAUUUGCAUAGUGAUAGUGAAACAGAAUUGUGCAAGUGACUAGUAUCGACCUUUGACCCUGGAGGUGAUGUUGACUAGAUAUUUGUCAUUUUUUUCCCCUUCACAAUUGAGCUUAGGUUGCCCAAAGGUUGAAAAACAGGAUUUUUUACAGUGCUUUCCUCGAAUGUAUUGGAAGUGGAGAGUUCGAAAACAAUUGUAGUUUUGUACAGAGAAAAAAUGAUCAUUUCAAGUCUAUCUAUUUUUGAUUCAAAGACAUAUCAUCAAAAUGCGUGUAAUGUGUAUAAUUUUGUUAUGUACAUGUGUUCAUUGAUUUCACGGAUACUAGUACAUGUGCUGUCAUCUGUUGUAGAAAAUUUCAUGUUUGCAAAAGUUCUUUCAAGAAGGUGCGAUAACUUUUGUUUUAAAGAAUUUAAAUAAAUUGGACAUUUUAUGGUGCAUAAUA
Messenger RNA from Acanthaster planci (crown-of-thorns starfish), 2498 nucleotides. RefSeq lists its product as uncharacterized. The record is from RefSeq and is a predicted model, not a curated record. Lineage: Eukaryota; Metazoa; Echinodermata; Asteroidea; Valvatida; Acanthasteridae.